CAUAGGCAUACUGUCACUGUGCCGCUCAGCACUCUGCUGCCAUCAUGGGAGUUUUCACAUCCAGCCAAGAUAAGUUUCCAGACUUGCAAUUACCGGCAAAAUCGUUCUAGUGCAUAGAGUACGUCUCUACCGGUGCUGUUACGGUUUCGUCUUAGCCGAUUUGUAAUCAAGAUGUUAUUCUUGCUGAAACGCCGGUAAGAGUUCUCUAAACAGCAUCUACCUCCCCAUCAGCACCACACAAAGGGAGCCGCGGAGUUGAGUCUUCUAACGAGCUGUUGUUGUUUUUGUGAAUGUCAUAAAUUCAUUUGGGCUAUCUUCCUUUUCGAAAUGGAUCACUUUGCAGCAGAGUGCCUUGUGUCAAUGUCCAGCCGUGCAAUUGUGCAUGGUCCUAAAGGGAAUAGAGAGAUAAAACCAGAAACUGUGGUCUCUCCCAGGAACGGAGAAGAGACCAGGGAGCCCCUGGUGAAAGACAACUCUUCUCUUUUUGUCGUGGCCAGAAUUCUUGCGGAUUUCAAUCAACAAACCCCCGCCAAUUUUGCCGAACAGGCUAAAAUAAGAGAGGAUAGCUUGGCACCAGAGCUGGUCGGCGAGGAUGGAAACUCUGCCACACCUACUAGCAGCCCCGUCGACACACGAAAGGCCAAACGACUGAGGGCUCGCGCAGAGCAAGGAUACAUCCUGAAAAAGCACAAAUGCCACUAUUCAGGUUGUGAAAAAGUUUAUGGCAAAUCGUCCCAUCUCAAAGCCCACCUAAGGACGCAUACAGGUGAGCGCCCGUUCCCCUGCACCUGGCCCGACUGCACCAAGAAGUUUGCCCGGUCGGACGAGCUGGCACGCCACUACCGCACACACACGGGCGAGAAGAAGUUCGGCUGCCCGCUGUGCGACAAGCGCUUCAUGCGCAGCGACCACCUGAUGAAGCACGCCCGCCGCCACUCCGACUUCCAGCCCGCCAUGCUCAAGCGCCACCACGGGGCCGGGGGCAGCGGUGCCGCAGGAGGUGCCCUGGGAGCGGGCAGCAGCAUGGGUGGCGGGGGCACCAGCGCACGUCCCGGAUCCCUCAGCGACUACAGCCGCUCGGACGCCUCCAGCCCCACACUCAGCCCCACCCUCAGCCCUGCCAACUCGCCUUAAGACAAGAGGAAGAAGAAGAAAAAGAAGAAGAAAAAGAAGAAAGAAGACAAAAAAUCCAGCCGCACUUUCCUGCCCAGCCCCACCAACCCCCCAAUCAACCCCCCCCCCCACACACACUGAGACUCCCCCUUCACUGGGGCUCCUGGCUGGUUAUUUUCAUUAUUUUAUUUAAUGAUUUUGUUUUGUUUUUUCGUGAGAAAGACUUCUUUUUCUUCUUUCUCGCAUUUUUUGUUGAUAUCUCUCUCUCUCUAUCCCUUUCUCUUUCCUCUCCCAUAGUAAUACUCAUGUUGCACAGCUGUUAGGCCUCCUUCCCCUCCGCUGGGUCCUUGCUUGCUGUGGUGUACUGUAUUGUACAUAACCGCUUGUAGUAGUGCAAUUUUUUUCUUGUGCAACCAGAAAAAAAAAAAUACGACAACACACCAACAACACAGAAACAAAAAAAAGCAAAGAAAUGGAGAAAAAAGAGAGAAUGCCUUUCGCAGAUGGCAAUAUUUACAAUCUGUACCAUGUGUCUGGAUUUCUCUAGCUUCUGGCCACAGCUUUCCUCAUUUUGUUUCACUCAUUUUAAACAACUCAAGUUGUUCAAGCGGACAAAAAUAUCUAGACAAAAUUGACAGGUAUAUGAAAUUGAAUUUGUUUUUUUGUUUUUCUUUGACCUUUUCACCUUGACAAGGGUGAGGGGCGAAGGGGCAAACACACCACACCUCAGGAGUCAAACAGUUUUUAUUUUGAGUUUCUACUUAUUUGGUUUUUUUUUUCUUUAUUACUCACCUUGACUGCACAAUACAAGCAUCACUUUACUCUGAAAAAUUCAACAUGGGGUUGAAUUUUUGCGCCCUGCUCAGGGAAGGCUGUGUUAGCUUGAAAGAAUGAACAUGUUUGAAGAGAAAAAACAUACACAAACACACACAUACACACACACACACACACACUCAGACACACACAAAUUCACACAAACUCACACCCAUAAAACAGCCUUACUCUCAAUGAGAUUUGCACUCUUUUCCUUUUUUUUUUUUUUUUUUUUUUUUUCGGGUAGUUUUCACAUUGUGGGAAAACUAGCUCUGGGUAAAAAGAAAGACAUAAAACCAGUCCUAAGGACUCAACGUUAAUCAUUGAUCUUGAACUGAGGAGGUACACGAGAGACUGGCUCUACCAGAGUGAUGAGGAGAGGACAGAGUGGGGUGCUUGGUUUGUUUCCUUGCUUUUCAUUUCUGCGAGACUGGAAGAAAAGAUGUUUUUUUUUUUUGUUAGUGUGUGAGUGUGCGUCAUUCAUGCAAAUAUCUCUAACCGUCUCUGUUGAGAAGCCAGGUGACCCCAGUCAGUCAGUCACUGGGGCAGUAUUUCAAAGGGAAGCGUCUGUGUACUGUCGCACUGUCCAACAGAGUAAUCACAUGAUGCGUCCCAUCCUGUCGAGCGAGGUGGCUCGCCAUGUAUGGCCACUCUUCUCUCUCUCCGAGUCCACGAGUCUAUUCACCCCUUGAACAGCCCCAAAAGCCUCAAAACAAAACAAUGAGAAACAAAAAAAAAGGAGGAGAAAGUUUCAAAGCAGCUGUUUCCUUCUUCUCUGGACUGCACACCUGCACAUUCAUCAAACUCAAAUCAGGGUUUCAAACACGCACACAUACACACACACACACACUGUGACUAACACAUGAACUGAAGCAUUCAACCAUUCAACAUACACUACUACUUUGGUAGAAAAGGACUUUUGUUGUCAUGGUGUGUUGUUCUUCCUCCUCUGCUGGCGUCCUGAAUAUAAAGCACACACACACAAGUCUGACAUCAGCAGCAGCAGGGCGUGGCGUGCGUGACCUGGCUGCCCUCUGCGCUGAGGUGUCUGGGUGAGAUAACCUCCUGGCUCCCGCGCCUCUGUUGGGGACAGGAAGGGGAGGAGGGGUGGGUCCCUCCUUCUCUUCCUCGCUCCCUUGUUCAUUUCGCUCGUUGGUUCGUGCGCUCGCUCGAGUGCUCGUUCGCUCUGUGGCUCGCUGGCAGUUUUCUCAGGUAGAACCAGACAGCCUGGCCCCGUGCCCUCUCUCGGCCCCCGCACCCAACACACACACACACACACGCGUACACACACUCACACACACACUUACACACACUCACACGAGCGUGUGCCCUGCCUGAGGAGGCCUCCCCUCUUAGGAAACAGCUGCAUCCCACACAGGGCUAUUCAUAGAGCAGAGGAGGAGGAGUGGAGAGCCUUCCAGUACGGAGCACCUCACACCUCUCUCUCUCUCUCUCUCUAGCUUGCUGCCUCUCUCUCUCCCUCUCUCUCUCUAGCUUUUUGCCUCUCUCUCCCUCUCCCUCUCUCUCCCUCACUAGCUUUCUGCCUCUCUCUCUCCUCCUCUCCAUGUCUCUGUACCUAAUUGUCCCUGACUUUUUCAUAUGCAUUUCUCUCUCCAUCCACUCUUUCAUAAUGUGCUUUUCUCUUUUUAUAGCUAUAAUUUCACUCUCUCACUUUUAAGCAGCUUCCCAAAUGUUCUAUCUUAUCUCUCCUCCUUUCUCACAUUCUCCCACGCUCCACUUGGCUCAGAGAAACUGUAUGCAGCUUUAUCUCUCUCUCUCUCUCUCCCUCACCCUCUCCAUCAUGUUUGUUCUCUCUCUCUCUCUUUCUCUCUCUCAUCCUUUACUCUUUCUGCCGCUGUGGGAGUGUGACUCGAACACCGCUCUGGCCACAGAGAGAUGAAGAGAGAGAGAGAGAGAGAGGAAGAGAGGUGGAGAGGUGGAGGGGAGGGAGGUAGAGAGGCUGGGCUGGCUUGGGUGGAGGCCAGCCCGCGUGUUGCAUGGCUGGGGCUGCAUGCUGAGGAGAGCAGGGCGGCCCCCGGACUGACGGGAACAAAGGCAGUUAUCAGCGGGAGGCAGGAAGGACUGAACCAGACGAGCUGCGGCGUGCCGCGCUGAGCCCCGCCGAUGUGCCCGGGCCCUGCCGAUAAACACACAGCGAGGGGGAGGGGGGGGGGGGGGGGGGUUAU
Molecule: messenger RNA, 4112 nt
Organism: Sardina pilchardus (European sardine)
Lineage: Eukaryota; Metazoa; Chordata; Actinopteri; Clupeiformes; Clupeidae
Gene: klf13
Product: Kruppel like factor 13
Exons: 2
Coding region: 328-1134 (268 amino acids)
Biological process (GO): regulation of transcription by RNA polymerase II
Molecular function (GO): DNA-binding transcription factor activity, RNA polymerase II-specific; RNA polymerase II cis-regulatory region sequence-specific DNA binding
Source: RefSeq, a predicted model, not a curated record